Bradysia coprophila is the source of this 1442-nucleotide messenger RNA. RefSeq names its product sulfotransferase 1B1-like. Gene Ontology annotation, molecular function: sulfotransferase activity. NCBI's taxonomy places the organism in Eukaryota, Metazoa, Arthropoda, Insecta, Diptera, Sciaridae. The record is from RefSeq and is a predicted model, not a curated record.
UAUUAUUCAACUAUCUUUUGAAGUGUGCAGUCGAUUCAUUAGUCUAGUUUUACGCAUAUGUACACUCUUACUCUGUGAAUUUGUUGGAUUGUUUGGGUUCAUUAACUGAUAAACAUUCAGCAUUAUACUCAUCAUACCCUGCAUUGAUACAGUCUCUGAGAUAUUGAAGUCGUUUUACAUUGAGUAAAUAAUCCAGUGGAUCCAGUUUGUGUUAAUUCAAUCAGAUUGUUAAAAGUAAACACAGAUAAAUCGCUUCAACUAUGACUUAUUCUGUGCAAUCAGUUGCCAAUGGAACAAAUUUUGAAUUUCCCUUCCAUCAUCAGUUCAAAUACAUUUUGAACAAGAUACCGAACCAUCCGUUGCAACACGAUGUUCAAUCAAAGUUCAACAGUAUUACAAUGCCACGGGCAUACGAGCAAUACAUGGAACGGAUAUGGAACUGUGACGUUUAUGAAGACGAUACAUGGGUGAUUACAUAUCCCAAAUGUGGUACGACGUGGACGCAGGAAGCCGUUUGGCAAAUAUGUAACGAUGUUGAUCUCGACGACAAAGGGAAAACAUCAAUUCGGCAGAGAUUUCCAUUUAUUGAAAUCCAGGCAGUGACUGCUUUUGCCGAUAGAGAAAAUCCAUUCGAUUUCAUUAAUGAACUUCAGCGUCCUCGAUUUAUCAAAUCCCAUUUGCCCAUUUGCUUCCUACCCAAACAACUGUGGCAGGUAAAACCGAAAAUUGUCUACGUUGCCAGGGAACCCAAAGAUGCGGCAAUUUCCUUUUAUCAUCACUACUACAACAUGUACAAGUAUUGUGGUACCAAGAACGAGUUCCUCGAUUCGUUCUUACACGGAAUCGUCGAACAUGGAUGUUAUUGGGAUCACGUUGAGCAAUUUCACUUGCUACGACCGCACUACCCUAACCUACUGUUCAUCACAUUCGAGAACAUGAAACACAAUCUGGAGCAUACACUGAACGAAUUGUGCAACUUCUUGGACAAGACACUUACCGCGGAGCAAUUACAACGGCUUGCAAAUCAUCUCCAAUUCGACAAUAUGAAAAAGAAUCCGGCAGUCAAUCCACCGUAUAUAGAGGAAGCUGCACAGAAGAAUCGACCAGGUAGUGGCUUCGCUUUCGUGAGACGAGGAAUUACAGGCUCGUACAAAGAUGAAAUGACACCCGAAUAUGUUAGAAAAUUUAAUGAAAUGACGAAGAAGCGUUUUGAGACGCUGGGGCUUUACCAAAGUGAUUAGUAUGCAGGUACUGAAUACCAGGGACUGUGGUAAAAUUUAGGAAUUUUUUUUUUUUUUUUUCAAAAAUGUCGAUCGAUCUUUUGUCUUCAACAAGGAACAAGUCUUCAGUGUUGCAUAAGUUUUACUUUUAAUAUCAAGAAUCUAUACGUAUCGCUCAGCAUUGUUGGCGAAAAAUAAAGACAUGACUGUCUGUAAGAGUUU